Molecule: messenger RNA, 1179 nt
Organism: Fusarium odoratissimum NRRL 54006
Lineage: Eukaryota; Fungi; Ascomycota; Sordariomycetes; Hypocreales; Nectriaceae
Exons: 3
Coding region: 1-1179 (392 amino acids)
Source: RefSeq, a predicted model, not a curated record
AUGAUCGCCAAGAGCCUUGUCUUCGCUGUGCUAGCGGUUCAUGCUGCUGCUGGGCCAUGUAAGCCUGGUGGACUUUCGUCCAAUACGCUCUCCGCCAGUGAAUCUGCAAGCGAGCCUACAAGUUCUGAAACAAGCGUCUUGGAUUCAGUGACCACAACCACCUCUGAACAAGCCACGACGACGACAGAGGCAGGUACCACCACUACGAGCGCAGCCGUACCCGCUGGCGAGGCCAUUAUCUUCCAGGUGAACCCUCGACGUCGGCUAUCGAAGCGCGAUACAACAUUCGUGGGCAGCAACAAUCCAACCGAAUGCACCUUUGCUUCAGUCUUUCGCCUCGAUGAGGGAAAGCUUCUGGAAAAUGGAGUGCCUAUUUACUAUGCUGGCAGUGGUUUUCAGGAACUUGCUGCUCAGGGCGAACCGCCAGCUGAUUCUGUCACGACAACAUUCUCAAUUGCCGGGGGUCGCCUUUCGUGGACAGAUGCGUCGUUUGGCGAGGCUGGUUUCUGUCAAACCGAGUCUGAUGGGCAGGUGUACAUCACCUUUGGGUCAGAGCCUGUUGGCUGUGAACCUGUGACUCUCACAGCCUACAAAGAGGAACAAUGCCAGAAUGGACAGAUCGUCGGUAUCAAAACGUCCAGUGCCGAGGCAACCACCGCAGCAGAGACUACCGCCUCCUCUGAUGCUGUUCAACCCACCACUUCUUCCGAUGCCUGUGCUGUCGGUAUUGAUGGCUUGAACGGCGAGCCUCCACGAGAGAGCCGCCUGGCUGACUGUUCGAGACUGAACACAGUCACAGUCAGCCCAUACCCCGAAACUUCAACCGUGUUCAAGCGCGAAGUCGCGUUCCGCAUUCCAACAGGAUUCCCAACAUGGCGACCUGCAAUGAACACUCUUGCUGCCCGCGCAGAGGGAGAACCAACAGCCACUACCAUCCAACCAACUGAGGUUCCUGUUUAUGCUACAUACUGCGACUCUCCCGAGGAGUACUACGCAGCUUGCUCUGAGGCUGGAAUCACUGCCUUCACAACUACCCUUCCUACGACGACUACUUCAACUUCGACCACUGUUAGCGAUUGUCCCGCGAAGCGACUCGUGAGGAGAGCUGGUGAGCAUAUGGGAUAUGAGUUUGAGGAUAACUGGGAUGCCCAUAUCAUGCCAGGAUACAAGCUGUUUUAG